AUGGCUACUAGUACUACAGCGAUGGCUACUACUACUAGUACGACUACUCCCACUGGUGGGAGUCUUUUCCCCGAUGAUGCCAACGUUACGUACGAGAUGCGUAUACUAGAUGGUAUACUUGCAUUUGCGUACGCUCUGCAUACGGCCACGUUCUUCCCUGCUAACACCACCCUCAUCGUGGAAAAGCUGAGAAUACUGAAGGAAAAUCUUUUACCAGUCAUUGUGUCCGUUCAUCCCGACAAGGAAUUCCGUAAGGACGUCAGUGGUCUUCUCGGCAAUAUUAGCAAAAGUUCUGGCGCUAUUACUAAGGAUCAAUGGAUGGCUAUGCUUGAUGGAAUCGCCCCCAGGCGUAUGAGGCAGCAGCCUGAUGCUUUCUGGAAACACUGCAAGAACUUCAACUGUGGUUUGUGGCAGUUUUUCCAUGCGCUCACCUUGGGAGUUGACAUGAAGUUUUCGGCGACUACUGCGAAGGAUUCUAAUGGGGAAAAGGUCAUGGAGACGAUCAAGUCCUUCGUCACAUAUUUUUUCAUGUGCCACAGCUGCGCACAGCACUUCAUUAAAGGGUAUGAUAACUGUGUUGGUGAAAGGUGCACUAUGCCCAACCCUGAUAGAAGGCAUACAGCACUGUGGCUAUGGCGCGUCCAUAAUAUG
This is a messenger RNA of Perkinsus marinus ATCC 50983, 651 nucleotides long. RefSeq lists its product as hypothetical. Gene Ontology annotation, cellular component: Golgi membrane. The record is from RefSeq and is a predicted model, not a curated record. NCBI's taxonomy places the organism in Eukaryota, Perkinsozoa, Perkinsida, Perkinsidae. Gene Ontology annotation, molecular function: protein disulfide isomerase activity; flavin-dependent sulfhydryl oxidase activity. Gene Ontology annotation, biological process: protein folding. The annotation marks the transcript as partial. The transcript has a single exon.